Messenger RNA from Angiostrongylus costaricensis, 1893 nucleotides. The record is from the annotation of a GenBank genome assembly. NCBI's taxonomy places the organism in Eukaryota, Metazoa, Nematoda, Chromadorea, Rhabditida, Metastrongylidae.
AUGGAUCCGACUAUUGAUCCAUGUGUCGAUUUUUACAAUUACGCUUGUGGAAAGUGGAUCAAUAACUCGGUGAACCUCAACUAUCCAUCAUGGAACGUACUCUAUGAGACAAACAUGAAAGCGCAUGACAAGAUCGUCAAUGUUAUUUUAAAGGUAAUAAAUGGUGACUCAUCGAUUCCUCUAAAUCGAGGUGAGCGAGCCGCAGUUGAACUGUUUAAUCAGUGCACCGACAUGAACAAGUUGCGCACAAUAGGUCUGAACACGUGGCUUCGAUUUGUCGAGGAGCUCGGUGGUUGGAUGAGGGAGCUGAAGCAAGACGUCCCAUCCGUCCCACUUCAUUUGUCCAUACUGAACGCUUACAACUACACUGUUUUUCCUCUCUUCGGAGUUGAUGUCGACGUUAACUACUUUGACUCAAAAACCCAUAUUAUCACUAUUUAUGAACAACUUCCAUUGCUGCUCAAUCCAAGCCUCUACCAGUCGAAAGUGCCAGUUACAGCGGAGAUGAUCCUAAAUAAACAAGGACCUGAGGUGACUUCACUACUUCAAGAAACUGGUGAGGAAAUGGCUACUCUGCUAGGGUUCGAUCGCAACUCUCUAGCUGUUCGAGAGAUGAUUUCGAAGAUGAUCGAGUUAGAGUGGAUGAUUACGACCACUGGUGCCAGGCAAUAUUCACACGGAAACGAAGAUUACGAAGUUGUUUCCAUAGCAGAAUUACAGGCGAUAGCACCUGUGCUGAACUGGAAAUUUUUCCUGUCGUCCUUGAUCGGCGAACCGAUUCGUUCUGAUGAGAAGAUAGCGUUAAAGGGAGGAAAGGAAUGGUUGGCGAAAUUCGCACGAAUCUUACUCGAGUACAUGAAGAGCGAAGAGCGACUUUCUGUGGUACGCAACUACAUCAAAUGGAAGACGCUUUUCUUCCAUUUAGCUUAUGUGAAGCCUAAAUGUCGGAAUGGAUACCUAUGGAGUGUUGUCGAAAUAUAUUCUGGUCCUCCUCAUCUUCGCAAGGAAUUCUGCAUAAUGCGGGCAUCUGGGAUUUUCCCACUCUCGUUGCCAUCUGUUCUCAGGAAAAUUGACGGAACGGAGAGAGCAAGAGAGCUCCCAUCGCACUUCAGAAGUUAUCCUGACAAAAUGGAUGACGAAAGAGCAAUGGAAAUCGAAGGCGAUCGUAUAUCUACGGAGCUCUUUUGGUCAAUGGUUUUUGGUGCCGGUGCCGUCUAUAGAGAGAAGAUAGAAAAGCUGAGAAAGCCUGUCGAUCCAAGAGCCUGGGUAGACUCAAGACCAGCGCUCUCCUCGACCCCGAUUCACAACUACGAAAGAAACCUGGUCCAAUUGCCGUACGACAUUGUAAGCUCACCAUUUGCCGACAUCGAUUUACUUGAUUUUGCAUCCAUGGGAACCAUCAUUGGACACGAGAUCACCCACGCGUUUGACGAACAAGGAAAAUCUCACGGUCCAACCGGGAAUCUCGGUCAAAAAUGGUGGUCGCUUGAGUCUAGAAAGAAGUUCCAAGAACGUGAGGCGUGCUAUAUUGAGCAAUACGCUCGUCUGACAGGGUCCAACGACGAAGCCGAAGCUCGUGUCUCGCUCUAUGAAAACAUUGCUGACAACGUUGGAUUGGAAGUGGCUUUUAAGGCCUGGAAUGCACAUGGACGUCGAACUUUUCGAAAACUGGCUGGACUUUCUCUGAAUGAGCAACAAUUGUUCUUUCUUGGAUAUGCCCAAGGCUGGUGUGCGCUGAAAAGUAACCGGCAGCGAGGGGUGCAUAUGUUAGAAGAAAAAAGGCAAGUCAGGCUAGUCAUCGGAGCUCUACAGAACUCGGCCGAAUUCGCGAGUGCGUUCUCAUGUCCGCUAGACUCGCCGAUGAAUCCGCAACGGAAGUGUGUACUCUGGUGA